ACGGUUUCGUUGGUUUAGUCCAAAUCAAUAAUAUUUUAUUAUCUCUGGCGUCCCUUUUUAAUUGCUAGCUUAUUUGAGCGAUAAUUACGCGCCGAGAGAGGAUAAAAAGCCCCAAGCGACGUGCGGCGGUUUCAGUCGUUAAAAGGACAGACAAGCGCUACACUUGUCUCACUACAAACAGACAUUCCGCGAGAACCACUUGCGUCAUGGCUUCUAACAACACCUCCACUACAGCUCCAGAACUAGAAUCCGUGUGUUCGGUAGCUACUCAGCCUGUAUUUAUUGUCUACACUGUAUUUCUCGUGUUAAUCAUGUUGGCCACUUUGUUUGGAAACGCUCUAGUAAUAACCGCGGUUUAUCUGUUCCAUCGCUUGCGACGAAUGACUAAUUUCUUCAUAAUAUCACUGGCGGUUUCCGAUCUGCUGGUCGCGCUGGGUCACUUACCGCUUCGCAUCGACCAAAGCACGCACAAUAUGAAUUGGUGCUUCGACAAGGCCGAUGGAGUUGUCACGACUUGUGCAUACUGGAUAGCCGUGGACACAGUCUUUAGUAGUGCCUCCAUCUGUAAUCUUGUCGUCAUCUCGAUUGAUCGCUUCCUAGCUAUCACCAAGCCUUUCGAAUACCGAAGCAGAAUGACAAAACGGGUUGGAUUUUCUUUGAUCGCGUUUGUUUGGGUGUAUGCAAUGCUGUGGGGUGUUCUAAGCUUGGUUGACUGGACGGGCGAGUCCACGCCAAACAACCCGCAUAUUUCCGUCACGUUCAAAGCCGACACACAAGAGAGAUCAUGCGGCAAGAAAGAUAGAGUUUACUACACUACAGCCAUGGCCGUAGCGUUGUUCCUUCCGCUUCUUAUAGUGAUCGUGACAUAUUCGUGCGUGUUUCGUGUUGCCUUUACACAAGCAAAAGCAGUAGCUUCGCUGGACCCGAACAAGGGAAAGAAGCAUAUCUUGCGCGAGCUUAAAGCGACCAAAACCAUCGCUGUUGUCAUAGGAGCGUUCAUCGUCUGUUGGCUACCUGGUUUUAUUAUGAUAGUUUUAAGUUUGUGGUGUGAAAAGCUUGCUUCCAACCGUUCGUGGAAAACAAGAAUCUCUCACUGGCGAUUAGAAUCAUUUUUGUGUUCGUUUUGCCGGUCAUGAACAGCUCAUUAAACCCUCUGAUUUACACGCUCUUCAACAAGGAGUUUCGUCAAGCCUUCAGUAGGAUGUUGUGUUUGGGCCGGUCGCGAAGAAGUGAAGCCGAGGAGUUUUCUGUAACCGAGCAUGCAAAUACAAGAGCGAGUAUACAGCAUUCGCGAAACAGCGGGAGAACAUCAUGGUUUAGUUUGAAUGGACGAGAUAAACGGCCGAGUUGAACGGCAAAUUUUACCGGGGAUUUUAGACAAGAUGCCGCGCGUGUUUGACUGUUACAGCCGCGAAAACACUUUAUUGGCGAUUGUUGCGAAAUAGGGGACAAGGACCGCUAAUCGGCUAGAAUCUUGACUGAGAUGUCAUCGAUCGAAAGAAGGGAUUUCAACUGUUGAAAAAGCAGAGUAAUUCUAAAUAUUUUGACAACAAGACAAAGCCACUUCUCUUUCACUUACACCCCUGCCGCGAUUUUAUUUUAUUACAUUUUUUUCUAGCAGUGAACGGGACAUUUUUACUAAGUCUACGCCCGUAACGCCGAGUUACGGAAAAUUAAUUCGACUUUGGGUUGGUUAGAAUUGCUCUCAAAAUGGUGCUUGUAAACGAUUAUAGUCAAAAGAUUUUUUGUGCAACAGUUUUCUAUCGGUGACUUCAAAGAGUCGCCAGUUCAAACAAUCCUUAAGUUCUUUUUAAGCGAAAGAAAAAUAUUCGCCAAGGAAAAUGGAGUGAUUUUCUAGAUAGAUUUUUUUUUGUCUUGUAAAGAGAAUAUAGUUUAACGAGAUAGUGAGUAAAUUAAGAAAAAAUUGUCUCACAAGUCUGCAAAGUUGACAAGGAACAAAACCUCUUCCAUUGUGACAGCAAUUGAGAGUACACACAACACCGGUGUAUGAUUGGAACAACUUUAUUACUUUACGUCUUUAGAUCUAUAAUUAUGAUGGCUAACCAUGUCAUUAAGCUACAAUUCAUUUCACUCAAACGAGACCUCGGUAUUCGUUUCAAAUAUUCAAAAACAGUAAAAGACAACGGCAACACUUCUGUUUGCUGCUGUAAAAUGUCAUUUUAAGAAUGUCUAACCCUAGAGAUAUAAUACCUUGGAUUAUGGUAAAAUAUGGUAAUUAGGGAUAAAUUUUCCUUUUAUUUUGUGAUGUUUUUGGCGUUUAUGAUAUUUACGAUAGAUAGUGUGAAAAGUUUGUUUCAGUUAGGUUCGAGUUUUGCGAAUCUAAGCAAAUUUUGCUUGUCAAAGCCGGAAUUCUGUUUUUGAUGAAGACAAUUAAGAGCUAAGAUAUGUUAAUACUUUGACGUAUAACCUUGUAAUAGCAUUAUCAAGCGCUAUCUUUUGAGGUCAGUUUACUGUAAAACAGAAGUUUUCUUCAAUCGUUCAGUUUGUAAGGCUGUAAUUUGCAAUGUACAAAGAUUAAAACUGUGAACACUCCAUUUUAAUUUCUAGCUGUGUCUGUAGGAUUCUCGUCCUUUGUUCUUUUAAUUAACAGCUGUUCAUAAAAAACUGAUGAAUUAAAAAGAGUUAAGCUUAUGCGUGGUGGUU
Molecule: messenger RNA, 2664 nt
Organism: Porites lobata
Lineage: Eukaryota; Metazoa; Cnidaria; Anthozoa; Scleractinia; Poritidae
Source: the annotation of a GenBank genome assembly